UCACCUGACUCCUCUCAUUGAUUUUGCCAAGUCUCCGCUUUUGGUUUCAACUCAAACACCCCACUUUUCUAAACCAAUUAAAUAGGCACGUCUCAGUGUCUGACUAACCUCAGCCCAAAACAGAGCACACACUAUGUAAUCAUUAUCCCCUGCUUCUCCUUCUUCUCCUUUUUCUCCUUCUCCAUAAUCAUCAACUUCAUCUCCUUUUAUUAUUAUGGCUGCUGAUGACACUUCACUACCUUCUCAACAUCAUCAUCAUCAACAACAACAACAACAUCUUCUUUCUCCAAACCUGCCAGCAGAGGAACACCACAAGGAAGAUGAUCUCAUCGCCGAACUAACUCACCACAUGGAUCGCUUCUUGCUUCAAGAUCAUCAUCACGAUGAUCAUCAUGACAAAUACGAUUUCUCAUCACAACUUUCAUGGGACUUGAUGGCUUCACCGCAAUCAACUCUCUGGUCACCUUUGCCAUCUGAAGCUUCCUCUCAAGAACCGUCGCCGCCACCUACACCCGGCACCACCAACAACGGACUCUGCUCCUACCAAUCUCUCAUCCACGAACAAAUCAGAGCCAUUGAAUUGUCACGGUUAAAGCAAGAGCAGGUUCUUUCAUUGAAGCAGAAACUGAUGAGUGAAUCCGAGGACAAAGAACAAAAUCACGACGACUCUUUGUGUCAGCAGAAGAAAGGUAAAGCUGGUGGCGGCGGCGGCGGCGGCGGUGGCCUUGGAAGGAGGAUUCGUCCGCCUCCACGGCCAGCUCCUCUGCUUCUGCAGCAGCAAUGUGGUGGAGGCAUGAGGGCACUCUUCCUUGGUAGUUCCGCUUCAAGAGGUGGCACCGGAGUUUUCUUGCCUCGUGCCGCCACCGCCACUGCCACCACUCCCCCACCACAUUCAACCGCCAAACAAGGUAAAGGUUGCUCCACAGUUCUGAUACCUGCGAGAGUGGUACAAGCUUUGCAACAACACUUUGACCAAAUGGCUGCCACAGCUGGACCCAAAGCUGCUGCCUUUCCUCCUCUCCAUGAUGUUCUAGUGAAUACUAAUAGGGAUGGCAUGUAUUCACUUGAGAAGCGGCAAUCACGGAAAGCACCGAUCCAGAAUGAUAUGAUUCUGCCUCAAGAGUGGACGUAUUAACACUUCACAAAGAGGCACAUUCACAUGCACUUCUUUAGCACAUAGGAAAAUAAUGAUAACAAUAAUAAAUAAUCUUAAUCAUAAAAUUAUGCAAGGAAAAGGAACUGUCCUUGAGGAGGGAAUCUUUUCUCAGAUGCAUUGUGGGACUAGGAAUGAUCAAUAAUACAUACGGAUUUUUAUAAUAAUAUAUUUUGUUUUAGGUAGGGUGUAAGGUACUCAAGAGCCGUGACACACAAGAAUACAAAAAUGUGUAAAAUAAUAAAGGGUAUUUUACUUGUAUGGCUAAGCAAUUAAGCUGCGAUGUUGACUCUCAGCGGAGGAUGUCUUUUUUUAAAAUCCUUUGUAGAAAAUAAAUAAAUAAAUAAAUAAUAAUUCAGCUCAA
Messenger RNA from Arachis stenosperma, 1517 nucleotides. RefSeq lists its product as uncharacterized. The record is from RefSeq and is a predicted model, not a curated record. The coding region runs from base 215 to 1135 and encodes 306 amino acids. NCBI's taxonomy places the organism in Eukaryota, Viridiplantae, Streptophyta, Magnoliopsida, Fabales, Fabaceae. The transcript is spliced from 5 exons.